GGUAUAUGUGUGUACAUAGAAUAAUGGAUGGAGAAGAUGCUAGACAUAGCGACUGCCAUGUGUCACUCUUGCCGAAAAAAAAAGAAAAAUAGAUGGAAGAGCAACGUAAAUCCAAUGCCUAAUGUAGUAAAAAACAUAUCAAAGCGAUGUGUAACAAGACAUAAUGGUAGUACACUAGAUGACGAUAUUGAAACGCCAACAGAAAUCAACACAUGUUCUUGUGGAUGUAACAGAAAUAUCAAACGACAACUAACAUGGCUAUUAAUCAAGCAUUUCACAUCUAAGAGGAAAUGGCUAAGAAUACUCAGAAUUGGUCGCUAUAGACCAAAAGAACUGGAACGAGUAAGUAAGGACAUAGAAGUCAAUGGAUAUCAAUCAAUGAGUGAUGCAAACCUUGAUUUAGACACUAUACAGCUAGACAUAUCAAGACAACAGUGGAUCCAAAAUACACAAGAUGCCUAUCUUGUAAAACACGCACUGGUAACCUUCUGUCUAGUGAACAACGUAGGCUAUUGGCAAGGAUUGCAUGAUGUCGCCGGAGCAUUGGUACAUUUAAAACCUAGGCCAACUAUAGGAGAACUAGCAGCUAUUUUGGAAAAACUUGUAAAUAAUUUUUCAUCUAUAAUAAAGUCGGCAUCGAAUGAAGCUAUAGUAGCAGGUGCAACUAAAAUCGCAAGCAAGUGGAGGCUCAUAUUUCAAUUCUUCUUUCCCAAAGCAGCCACAGAUAUGGAGAGAUUCGAUGGUUUGGAUACUUGGAAUAUUAACUGGUUCCUUACAUUGGGAUUCUACAGGUUUGGCUGUGCUUACAUCGCCCUAUCUUAUACAUACGUUGCAGUCGUUGCGAGUGCCGGCUGUAUGACUGCAUUUAUGUAUCACGAAGCUGGAUAUCUUGCUGUAAGAGGUCAUUUAACAUGGUCUUUUGCAAAAAAUAAAACAGAUGUCAUGAUUGAUAAAAAAAUUUGUGAUCAAACCGAUGAGCACAAACUAACCAAGGUCAUUAGUAACUCAAAGAUGGUGCAAAUAACUCCCGAUGAACUAAUCAACGUAUCUAGGAAUCUAUAUGAUACAAUCAACGGUGAGGAGUGUGAAAUCGCAGAUUUCCCAUUAAUGGCUGUGUUAGACAUAUCAAAUUUCUUGUUUAAUAAGAGUCCAUCCACUUUGUACAAAUACGAAGUUGAUGAUAUUCCAGGUUUUGUACAAAUAUCAAUCAAUGAUUUGUGUAACACUCAUGAUGUCUGGAACAUACAUGAUCGUCGAUAUGUAGAUGCUGGUCAUUCGAUGGACAAAUUGCCACUGAAGUACAUAAAUUCAAAGUCAGAAGAAAAUCUUUGUCAAACAUUAAACCGUACGAUUUGCAAUGUAUACAUCGAGAAUUUGUUUUUUCAUAUCAGGAAAAAGUCAAAUGUCUCACCUGUCAUCUGUAAGAAUUCUAUGGUAAACACAGAUACUAAUGCAUAUAACAUAGUAGAUGUAAGGAGUCAAUAUCUAAAAUACGGGGAAUCGCUAGACACAUUUUUCGAAAGGUUAUUUCCGGCUUACAUUUCAGAAACAGAUAUAGAAAGUGCAAUUAUCGCAGCAAAUAACGACCGGAAAUUCACAUUUUGGGUCAUAAUAACCGAUGAAGGGUUCGAUAAGUCGACAGAAAACACUUCUAUAGAAUCGUUAGAAAGAGGUAUCAACAUAUACAGGAUGCUAUCACGAUCAUUCACAGGUGUUACCAUGCUCAAGGGUGGAUACAAAGAACUUCUUAGGAUGAAUGGGCUUCCCAUACCAGCGAAAGUAAAUGCGCUUAUUAAGAGACUCUUGGAUUGGGUACCGAUUGGUAGGAUACAAAGUCCAAAAAUUGCCAUACAAAAUGUGGUAACUGCAAUGGAUAUAACGAUUGAUGGUAUCUCAAGUAAAACCGGAUUUGCCGUGGUUCCAAAUUCUGACAUAUUUAAUAACAAAAGGCUACGUAUCAAUUCUAUCCAUUCUAGAAGUGCAACGAGGUUAGGAUGUGGACAAUAUGCAAUAACAUUUAUGGUUGGUAACAGGGGAAACGUCUACAUAAAUUCUAACGGUAGUUUGAAAGUGAACGGUCUCCUAUGGCAUCCACGAUUAAAAGCAAAAUCUAGGAAUAAUAUGCAAGCAAGUAUGUUAUUUCAUAUGGCGACGCUCUUUCAGUUGGUCUCAACGGAUAUUUUUUACGAAGUCGUGCCUAAGGCCAGUUCCAUGAAGGGCGCACGGGACAUACACGACACCCGUCUCUCCGACUUUGAAGAGUGUUGCAACUGCAAGGUAUUGUUGCUGCACGAUCCUGUUUCUGAUAAUGCCCUUAUAUUUUGCCGUUGCGCAAUACCGAUCAAGGUGUGCCUCAAGUACACUUGUACGAAGUCGAUUCAACCAAAUUACAUUAGACAGUGGUAUUUUGUACUUGUAGACAUCCGGUUAGUAACCACUCUUUUGUUGGUCGAUGAAAUGGUUCUUCGGCAAUGUAGGAGUAGUACGUUACUAGAAGAAAUAGGUGACAAUGAAGCCAUUGUCAAAAGAUGUCAAUAUAGAAGUAACAUGUCAUCUGGAUCCUUAGAAGGGGGGGAAACGGACAUGCAAAAAAACUUUAACGCCAUGAAAGAGUUUUCAGGAGAUAAUGAAAUGGACCAAAUCUGGGAUUAUGAACAUAUAGUGGAAAGUGUGGCAGAUGGUCCUAUGGUCAACCGCACGGUCCCACCUAUCGACCUAACGCGUCUCACUUCAUUAAAUUCGAUAACAUCCAUGGGAUCCUCAGUUUGUAGCGAACGCAAGGUGCAUGUGUUUUCAAGGAGAGUAAACCCACAGUCCAAGUCCGCCAUGGUAAACACGGCAAACCAAACUAAACCUCUGAAUCCAGUCGAGCAAAAAAAGACUCCUUUAUCAAUGGAUAAUAGGACUUUAGUUACUUUGGGAAAUAAAACGGUUUUUGCAGCCCGUAAGAACAUAAGGAGGGCCAUUCAGCAAUGAAACGUACUAAAAGUAACAACACGUAAGAAAAAUGUGGGUCACAAAAAAUUGUAA
Babesia bovis T2Bo is the source of this 3030-nucleotide messenger RNA. RefSeq names its product Rab-GTPase-TBC domain family protein. The transcript has a single exon. The record is from RefSeq and is a predicted model, not a curated record. Lineage: Eukaryota; Apicomplexa; Aconoidasida; Piroplasmida; Babesiidae. Bases 28 to 2976 code for a protein of 982 amino acids.